UCAGUCUUCUGACACUGCACGUUUCGUUCGCACGCGCGCCCUUCGCAUCGCAUCGCACGAUUUUUAUUUCCAAACCAUAACGUCGUUUUGGUCCGUAUCGUUUGCUCGACGCCGCCGCUCUGAUCGCGUGCGCGCACAUGACACUAUCCGCCGCUCGUCAUUAUCGUUUUAUAUUUUCUAUCGACUCGCUCACGUUACUUGUGAUUUUGUGUUUUUAGUCCCAUCCUCUAAAAAUGGUGACCAAAUCGCUGAACGGACCCAGUUUCACCAUCAACCACAUAUUGGGCCGCCUGGAUGUAGACGACGAGAGGGACUGCAAGAGCCCCGGACCGUCGACAUCUCGGUCGUUCACCACCGGCAGUGAGGCCAGCGACUGCAGUGGCGAUGACUGUCUGUGCGCCCCGGUCGACUACAGCACUCGGCCGGGCGGCAGCCCUUCGCCUCCGACGACUCCCGGUGACGUGCACCGCCAUCACCGCGGCGGACAUCACCACCAACACCACAACAGGCGUCCGCAUCCUACGUCACCGGCCACCGUCGAAAUCAAACCGGAAGAGGAAGACGACGACGACCUGCCGAAGGGUGACAAGUCACCGCAACGGGACAGCCCCUGCAAGGCCAAGGACGACGCGGCCACAACGACUCCGGUGGACGACAAAAACAAAAAGCCCAAUUACAGUUACAACGCUCUGAUCAUGAUGGCCAUAUCGGAAAGCCCGCAGAAGCGGCUCACGCUCAGCGGCAUCUACGAGUACAUCAUGAACAAGUUCCCGUUCUACCGGAUGAACACGCCCGCAUGGCAGAACAGCAUCCGGCACAACCUUUCGCUGAACAAGUGUUUCGUCAAGAUACCGCGGAGCUUCGACGACCCGGGCAAGGGCAACUACUGGAUGAUCGACCCCAACAGCAGCGAUGUGUACAUCGGCGGCACCACCGGCAAGCUGCGCCGACGGUCCACGCAAUCGUCCCGGCACCGCAUCGCGUACCGUCCACCGAUGCCGCCGCACGGCGUGGUCAUGCCGCCGUCGCCACACCAUCACCAUCACCAUCACCACCACGCGGCCGCCGCAGCCGCUGCCGCCGCGGCCGCCUUCUAUCAUCACCGCGGCGGGCCGCCGCACCACCCUGCGGUCGGCGCGUCCGGCUGGCCCGGCGUGGCCGACUACCCGUCCGCGGCAGCCGCCGCGGCCGGCUUCGACUACCUGCACCAGUACUUCUGGCCGCCGUCCGUCGCGACGUCCACCGGCGCGUACCAGCAGCGGCCGUCGCCGUCGCCGCCCGCCACCUCGACCGGUUACUCGAUCAGUCAGCUGCUCAGGCCCACGCUGCAGGUGCCGCCCAAGAGGCCCACGGCCGUCAUGCACCCCGCGGCCGCCGGCGCCCUGCUCCAAGCCACCAUGAACAGACACCAUCAUCUGCAGCAGCAGUAGUGUAUACCUAGUAUUGACCGCGAGCGAUGUAAGAGAGAAAAAUGAAUUUUUUUUUUCAAAGUUACCCUAAAGUGUAUUGCGCACGUCAUUGUGUACAUAUUAUUAUUAUUAUUAUUAUUAUUAUUAUUAUUAUUGUGAUGAAUGCGAUUUGGACGGUCGCUCCGGCCAUUCGACCUGCCGUCGUGCCGGGCCGCACACUGUUUUAUUUUUUGUUUCGUUUUGUAUAGUUUUGAUCUCUCCCGAAAAAAAAACUAUUUUAUUAUAUUAUCAAUUAUAUUAUUUGUACAUAAUAUUACUGUAAUCGCGACGUAUACACGUAUGACAUAUAUAGAUAUUCGUGUACCGCGUAUUGUGUAUACUAUGUCAACGUUACAAUAUUUGUUUCGUAAUUAACUCGUAAAAAUAAUACACUGAGAGGGCAUUAUUUAGAUUCUCAAAUUCAUUGUUUUGGAUUUUUUUUCACCUCUGCACUUUACACGAUACAAAUAUCACAAUAUAUAUAUGUUAUAUGUCUAUACGUCACUAGUCACACGAGAUCGGUCUAUAUAUAUAUAUAUAUAUAUAUAUACGUAUACGCGAGUACAUUUAGGUACAUUAUGUUUAUAUCGAAAUACAGAGAUAGGGUUUGCGCGAUGCUUAUAAAUAUGUUUCCUAUAUAUUAAAUUAUUACUAUGUAUAGUUAUAUUAUUGCGUGUUUAUAUUCGUAAUAAGCAUGUCACAGUGUGCCUUAAAACAAUUAUAAACGUGUACCGUAAAAGGCCAACUAUAUAAUAUAUAUAUAUAUACUAUCUAGAAAAAGUAUAUAGGUAUAUACAGUAAACCACCUACCUAUUUAUGUUUUAGGAAAUAGGUGCAUUUCGAUUGUUGAACAAAUAUUGUAAUAUAAUUAUUAUUAUUAUUAUUAUUAU
Molecule: messenger RNA, 2338 nt
Organism: Myzus persicae (green peach aphid)
Lineage: Eukaryota; Metazoa; Arthropoda; Insecta; Hemiptera; Aphididae
Product: fork head domain transcription factor slp1-like
Exons: 1
Coding region: 234-1430 (398 amino acids)
Biological process (GO): regulation of transcription by RNA polymerase II
Cellular component (GO): nucleus
Molecular function (GO): sequence-specific double-stranded DNA binding; DNA-binding transcription factor activity
Source: RefSeq, a predicted model, not a curated record